Molecule: messenger RNA, 3303 nt
Organism: Zasmidium cellare ATCC 36951
Lineage: Eukaryota; Fungi; Ascomycota; Dothideomycetes; Mycosphaerellales; Mycosphaerellaceae
Exons: 1
Coding region: 1-3303 (1100 amino acids)
Source: RefSeq, a predicted model, not a curated record
AUGCCGUCUCCUCCUCCGCCGUACUCGCCAGGGACGCCUGACAACUCCGUACGAGCUUCGAUUGCCUCACCAAUGGUCGAGACCUUCACUGCCUCGCCACUUGCCGAAAGUUCAGCCAGAAACUCGCCGCAAAUCCCCAUGUCUCCAGCCUUUCCUCCUCCGCCAAACCAGUCCUCGAGAAACAGAGAUCGGUCGGCUUCUGGAUUGGCAGGCAAUAAGUCAUUCUUUAGCUUGUCCGGCCUGCGAGGGAAACAGCCUGUCGGUGUCGAGCCACAUACCCCUCAGGCGAGCAGCUCUCCACACGUUCCUUCCUUUGUCGAUGUUCGGCCACCAGCCGCGAAAAGAGCUGCUUCUACGGGACAUAUACAGUCAGGGACGUCUGCAUCGUCAUCAGCUGCUGGAUCGAUAGGUCGAGCAUCGCCAGAGAAUGGCUGGCAACCUGGUAUGCCUUUGCCAGGUCCUCCGCCGGGGCCACCACCGGCUGGCAUGCGAUCUCAGAGCUUGAAUAGCAGGAUUGUUACAACAGCGUCUGGCAGCGCAACACCAGAGCAUUCGUUUGAAGCUCCUCGACCACGAAGGGUUCCUGCUGCAGCUGUACCAAGUCUGGGGACAGUGCCACCAACACCAGCAAACUGGGUCGAAACAGACGCGCAACCCGCUGUUCAGGGAUCGUCGUCUCAACCGCAGGCACUUGAAGAGCCGAUACAACCAAACGAGGAAGACUAUGAGCCAUUGAGGAUUGAUACUGGUUCCCACAGAGACUCCAUGCUGGCAAGAAGACCUGCAAGACGAGACACAAGCUUGCAAGGAAUUCGGGAGCGACGCUCAAAGAGUCGAGCUGCCAAGGGAACUACAGAUGACGACUCACGGCCUGGUAAUCUCGUGUUCUCUCCCGACGGAGGCUCCAUUAGCCGCAGGCGCGAGCAUAUGCGGCAUGCGUCUGGAUACACCGAACCUUCUUCAGCGCCGAGUCCAGCUGCUAGCCAAGCCCCAGGUUCCGCAAAGGGUCCUGGAAGUGUUCUGACGCCGCCAUAUACUCCCGCUGUUGGCAAGCAAGCUGUAGGUCCUGGCAAGAAGCAGAUUGCAAACAUCCCUGGCAGCGCAUCGAGCGACAGGCCCAUCUCGCACCUGCUCCAUGCACCGAACGAGGAGACCAGCAUGCAAGCUCCACUAAGCCCAGGACGGCCUCCUUCUAGUGGAGGCGCGAAGCCAUCUUCCAAUCUCGACGCCUUCAGUCUUCAGGCCAUCGAGCGUCACCGCAGUUUCAUUGAGAAGGAGGCUUCUGCAUCGACCGAUGAAGAACGUCUUGAGCUCUUCGCCAACUUCAUGGUCCACGAAUCCCGACUCAGACGCGACCGCUAUCCUGCCGCUUACAAUUCCAUGGCCAGUGAUAUUCUCGACCUCACGCGGGAUAUGUGGCGAUCGUACAGCUCCAGAAACAGUCGACGAGCUGUCACUCCCAGCACGUCGAUGUCCUCCAUCGACCCAACAGUACCUUCGUGGGCGUCUGACGGCCAGCCCAGUUCAGCACAUGCCAAUAUGCCAAGUUCUGCAUCAUCAAUGGGAGACUUCACACCAGCGACUGAUUCUGCAUCCGUUGGUGAAGGAAGCGAAGGAUUUGACCGGGCAGAAGCUCGACAAUGGGCAGAAUCGUUCAAGCCGUCUUUGUCGCCCAUUCCCAGCAUGGCAGUCAGCACCGUUCCAGACGAAAACUCUUCUCGUGGAAGAACUCCAAGCAGGUGGUGGGAGGCGAGUAACUCCGAUGGUAAUUCCAUAGGCAAGCCGGACAGACUUGAGAAGACCAAACGCGAGACAAAGUACAUGGGCGUCAAUCCGGCUGCACUGCAAGCCACCAACCAGGAACCCGCUCGACAUUCUCCAGCAAGCAUUGGCGAUCAGAACUCUAUGUAUGGACCGGACGAGUACCCACCAGAAAAGGUUGGAUGGCAUGAAGAGAAUGAUUACGACACUCCAAUGGUGACUCCGAACCGUCGAGGCGAACAACGAGCUACUACACCGGGUAUCGAUCCACUCGACGUCUCCCGACUCGUCACUCUGCCUCCGCCGUAUCCUCGACAUCAUCCAGCUGUGAAUAAUAGCCAUCCUCAAUUGAACGACCUGCGAAGCGAGCAUCGCUUGCUGGCUGACCAUUCUGAUAUUCAAAAGAUUAAGGAUUCGUAUCUCGACGAGGACUUCUCUCUUUCGAGGGAGCAGAACGAUGCGAUGAAGCAGCGACGGGCGAAAUUGCGUGCGAAUAUCCAAAGCAAGAUUGCUGAUGGCAGCAUGUCUUUUGCGGAUGCAGCCAAAGCAGAGUCCAACUUUGAUGUUGAAGAAGCUGAACGAGGCAAAGCAACUGCACGAGCCAAUUUCGAUGUGUUUGAAGCGAAGGUCUCUCACCCUCUGAAUACGCUGCUCACCGAACGACUCGACCGCGCGAAUGCUUGCAUGAAGCAACUGCGAGCUGAACUCGAGAGUGGCCACGAAGCAGCCAACCCUAAUCAGGCGCAGGAAGAAGGCGAUGAGCAUCCUGAACGACUCGAGAAGCUGACGUUGUUGAAGUGGAUCUUUGAAUCGCGCGAGCAGCUGCACAAGGAGAUGUUUGAAUUGCAUGCCAUGAGGAGUGAGAAGUAUUCCGAGGUCAUCCUCACUCCAUAUCGCAUCUCCAAACUGCAAGCCAAGAUCGACGAAGCGACGACAUUCUUCAAGAAGGACAGCAUCGACCGACAGGUGACCUACGCGAAAGACUACCUCAAACGCCUCGAAGAACUGCAAACCAUGAUGGAGAACAACGUCUCCCGCGGCGUUGAGGACCAACUCUCAGCUUUCUGGGACAUUGCCCCGGGUCUCCUGGAGGUGAUCCAGCAAAUUCCACCACACAUGGCCGGCUUCGAGAUCCAGAUCCCACUGCAGGAGUACGAGGAGAACCCUUCAUAUCAGCACCACCCGCUACAGUACCUCUUCAGCUUGUUGAACCACGCUGAGAAGAGCGCAUAUCAAUUUAUCGAGUCGCAGAUCAACCUCCUCUGCUUGCUGCACGAAGUCCGCACCGCAACGACCAAAGCACGCCUUCGCCUCGUGGAGAUCGAGCAGAACGCCGCUUCCCCGAACGACACUGAGAUCCACGCGGAGAUGGUCCAGGCGAAGCGGGAGGCGGAGGAUCAUUUGACGCAGGAUUUGAAGGAGAAAGUUGGAGAGGUGGAGAGGCAGUGGCAAGAGGCGUUGGGAGAUUGGAUGGCGGGGUGUAAGGCAAGGGUGAGGGGUUGGUUGGAAGAGAGUGGUGGGUUGGAGGAUGGAUUGGAGUGA